GUUUGUUGACUAAGUAUGAACAGAAGUGUCUGUAACACCUCAGGCCCGUUGGUCUCCAGAAAGCAACGUCCACGUCACAGUUUAUAGUAAAAGCUCUUUAUUCAUCUUAAUUAAAUCAGAAAAAAAAGAAAACACACACAGUUGAUAAAAAAAGGAUCAAAUACACAGUACAGGAUUCAUUUUGGAAAUAAACGCCAUCAGCAACAAGUGAACUUGUAAAACCAGCAUCUGUUUUUGAAAUGAAGUACGCCUGCCCCUGUCCUUCUUCUUAUCACAGUGGCUGCAUAGCCUGAGGAUGUUCAAAACAACUGCUACCAGAAAAAAAACUAAAGGUGUGACUGCCUCAAUAAAAGGACAUUGCUUUGAAACACAGCCGAGCACUCCGUCAAAUCCAAGCCAUCAGAAUAAAAAAAAUGUCUUUAUGUUACAAAGAAACAACACAUUUUAAUAUUUUGAUAUCAAAUUCCAGCUUAGUAGUGAAAUUUACCAUUGGAUAAUGAAUGAACAAGUGGAUGAUGAAUCUUUCCCAAAUCUUUUUUUUUUUUUUUUUCUGGAAAAAAAAAGAAAUCUAAAUGUUUUCUUUUUCUAAUAUUGCACAGCACAAAGAGAAAGACUUGAGCAGUGACCUCAUGCUGUCACAGACACAAAGUGUGCUUAGGACACCAUAGGAAGUUGAUAACCUGUUUCUGCAGUGCAAACACAAGCAGCAGGGUGAUCAAACAACACAGAACGACAGAAAAUAAACAGUGCUGGGAGAAAAUAAUAUAGGCUAUUGUACAAUACAUAAGGUACUUUUAGUAAGUAGCACAAUCAUGCGCAAUUAUAUGAAUUAACGCCAUACCUAUUCUUUUGACAGCGAGUUUAUCUGUACACCGUCAUUUCCUUUGUAACCUCAGCCCCGGUGUGUUUGCAGGAUGCGACAGAUGUGUGCAGCCUGUGAGGUGGGUUUGAGUUUAAACUGAUGCGUCUGCGUCUCUUCGCUCUCACUGAAACUUGGCACCAGCUGAGCGCACACGGAGCAAAGUGGCUCAGAUCGCUGCCUCUGCAGGAGGAUCGAGGAGAGCGGUCUCGGGACUUUUAGUAGCAUUAAUACUGCGGGGCUGACGAGGCGUCACUUUGUUUUAUUGACUACCAAAGAAGCCGGAGAGUGAGGGGGCUGCUGACUUAUGGCGAGUUGUGCGAGAGAAGACCGAAACUGAGAUUUAAUUUCCACCAUGUCAACCAAUGAGAGCUCAGUGUCAGGCUGCAGGUCAGAAGUCAGACCCAUCAACAGCACCUGCAGCCAGAGGGAACUGUCCAUCACGGCCUCCGCCAUCUCCAUGACCGUGGGCAUCUUCUCCAACAGCCUCGCCCUCUUUAUCCUGGUCAAAUCCUACAACCGCAUCCGGAUCAAGUCCAGGGCGUCCUUCGUGCUGUAUGCCAGCAGCCUGGUGGUCACAGACCUGCUGGGUCACCUCAUCAUCGGCUCCCUGGUGAUCUUUGUUUACAGCUCUCACAAGAACUGGGAGACGUUUGACCCUCACCGCAUCAUAUGCAGCUUCUUUGGGGCGUGCAUGGUUUUCUUUGGCCUGAGCCCCUUAUUCUUGGGAUGUGCCAUGGCAGUGGAGCGGUACAUUGGGAUCACCAGGCCCAUCUUCCACUCCACUGUGUUAGCACCCCGCCACAUGAAAAGGCUGCUGGGUCUCCUCUGGCUGCUCGCUGCCCUGGUGGCUGUGCUGCCUGUGCUGCUGUUGAGGUCUUACAAGGUUCAGAGCUCCAGGAGCUUUUGCUUCUUCUACAUGGAAGAACCCAAAGACUGGCUGGAUGUAUUCCUGCCUCUGCUGUUCUCUAUGCUGGGGCUACUGGCCCUGCUGCUCUCCAUUGUAUGCAACACUCUGACAAGCUGUGCUCUGCUGCAGGCCAAACUGUGCCGCAAGAAUCACUGCAGAAGCACGUCUUACCACAUAGAGAUGAUCUGCCAGCUCCUGGCCAUCAUGUUGGUGUCCUGCGUUUGCUGGGGCCCAUUGCUGAUUCAUGUCAUCAUUCUUAGCACCAGCGCCAAAGAUGAGCCUGCAGUUGUCACUCUGCUGAUGGUGGUACGUAUGGCCACCUGGAACCAGAUCCUGGACCCCUGGGUCUACAUCCUGCUGCGGAGGGCUGUCCUGAGGAAACUCUUUAUGCUGUUCCAGUGCUGCUGGCUCUCCAAGUCUCAUAAACUAAACAACUGGCAGUGCAGCACGCUCCGCAGCUCUGUGGAGACCAGCAACUCUGGUGGCGGUCCGCCUGACUGCCGUUGCCCAGAUGCCGCCAUCAAAUCGAUCACCUGAACCCUGGGUCGAAUGGUUCUGAAUCCGAGAGCCGAGAACAGGAAAAAAAAAACAGGAGGAUGCUGUGAAGCUGUGGAGAACCCUGUUGAAAUAAGUUCAUUUGGAAUAUUGUACACACGACAUAAUGACGAGUCUGUUUUCAUGUUGCCUUUGCAAAUUGAUCACCGUGUUGUAUUGUGGUGUAUUGUGUAACCUGGGAUUAACUUUUCUCCAGCUGUUUUUAUGCAUCAGCAGCUCUGAACAAUAUCUGUCUAAAGUGUUCACAGUGUUCAUAAAAUAUGAACGACAGACUUAAGCUGGUUAAAUAAUUCAUUUACUGUCCAUUUGGUACAGUAAAAAGUUACUGCCUUUGUUAUUAAUCCUGCUGAAAUGUCCAUAGAGCUGCUGCAGCCGUCAUCGAAGGAUUCUUACUGAAGGUGUGUGAUUCUCUUUGUCUUAUUACAUCACGACUGUUACUGGCAGUAGCUCUGGUCAUAAACACAGUAUCGAUCCGUGUUUUUGCUCCCCCGUGUGAAUCGUAAGAUGAUAUGGAUUUAUCAGUUGUAUACAGGCUACAUGUGAGGUCUGCAUUAUGAUGUGCACACUUAGCAGGUUAAUGCAGUUGAGGUAGGUUUAGCAGAACAAAGCUGUCUGCAGCAGAAUGUGCAGAAUACAACACCACUGUAAUAUGCAUCAUCAGCUUUGAUCAAGUAUUUACUCAUAUUUAUUCAAGUGUUGAUUAUUGUAACAUACAUAUAUCAAAUGAUCACAGUUUAGUCAUCUUUUAUUGAGCAUAAUAGUUAUACAUUUAUCACUGUAAACUGCUGAUCUAUCUAUCUAUCUAUCUACAUUACAGUAUAAUGCGAUGAAGUAUAAAGUAAAGUAUGUCAUCUUCCUCUUGUGGAAUCUUCAAUUUUCAAUCUCUAGGUUAAACUGUGUAAUAAAGGUGAAAUGGCAAAAAAAAGUAAA
Molecule: messenger RNA, 3254 nt
Organism: Seriola aureovittata
Lineage: Eukaryota; Metazoa; Chordata; Actinopteri; Carangiformes; Carangidae
Gene: ptgfr
Product: prostaglandin F receptor (FP)
Exons: 3
Coding region: 1215-2306 (363 amino acids)
Biological process (GO): adenylate cyclase-activating G protein-coupled receptor signaling pathway; inflammatory response; positive regulation of cytosolic calcium ion concentration
Cellular component (GO): plasma membrane
Molecular function (GO): thromboxane receptor activity; prostaglandin F receptor activity
Source: RefSeq, a predicted model, not a curated record